ACCUCCAAUUUUCCACAAUGCAAUCUUUCACUUGUAGAUCGUUUAAAACUAUUAAGAAAAUCCCAGUAAUUGUCCGAUUUUACGCUGUAGACAACAGGGAAGCGGUUAGGGUACGUUUUGCGCCAAGUCCUACAGGCUUCUUGCACUUGGGGGGCUUAAGAACAGCGCUUUAUAAUUACUUUUUUGCCAAGUCGUGCAACGGUGCGUUUAUUUUACGUAUUGAAGAUACGGAUCAAAGCCGUCUGGUUGAGGGGGCCAUUGAACAGCUGCAACAUGACUUAAAUUGGGCCGGAAUUCAAAUUGACGAGGGGCCAAGUAGCGGGGGCAGCCACGGCCCUUAUAUCCAAUCCCAAAGAUUACACAUUUAUAGGGAGCAUGUUACGACUUUACUAAACAACGGCUCGGCUUAUCACUGCUUUUGCACCGAAAAGCGGUUAGAGUUGUUACGUAGAGAGGCCAUCAGAAUUAGGGAAAUCCCCAAGUAUGACAACAGGUGUCGCAGUUUAAAACCUGAAGAAGUUGAGGAAAAAUUGGCCCAAGGAAUUCAAUCAUGUGUUAGAUUCAAAUUGGCACCGGGCGUUCAAAAUUAUGCUGAUUUGAUUUACGGUAGUUUAAAUUACGAUGUUGCCGCCAACGAGGGCGACCCUGUGAUAGUAAAAUCCGACGGUUUUCCCACUUACCACUUUGCCAACGUGGUUGACGACCAUUUAAUGAAAGUUUCGCACGUUUUGCGAGGGGUUGAGUGGCAGAUUUCAACCCCAAAACACAUAAUGAUGUAUAGAGCCUUCGGCUGGGAACCCCCGCUGUUUGGACACUUGCCUCUUUUAAUGAACCCUGAUGGUUCGAAACUUAGCAAAAGACAGGGGGAUAUCCGGAUUGGUCAUUAUAGAGAUCUAGGGAUAUUUCCGUUAGCUUUGAUUAAUUUUAUUACAAAUUCGGGCGGCGGGUUCGAGAAGGAUAGUGAACAAAAUGUGAAACCAAAAUGUUACACUAUGGACGAGUUGGCACGACAGUUUGGUGUGUCUAGAAUCAACUCACAUUCGGGUAAAUUAAUGCCAGAAAGGCUUUACGAGUUCAAUAGACUAGAACUGAAGCGUAAACUUGAAGACCCAAACGAGGAGAAAAAAUUAGUUGAAGAAGUGGGUCAAAUGGUGAGGAAAUCUUUCGCAGGGAAUGAUUUGCUUCAAUUGGAUCCACAACACGUGAGGUAUAUCCUCCACUGGUCAGUUAAUCGGAUCACAAAACUGCAAGAUUUGCUAUCAGAUGAUUUGAAAUUUAUCUGGGUUUCCCCUAAAAGCUACCAAAUUUCUGAAAAUGAUUUAGUCCCUCUUGGGAUUUUCAUUGAACAGUUGGAGCGGAACCAAACGUUGGACCGAGAACAUUUGAACGCAUUUUUCAAAAGUUUUUGCAAGGAGCAUCAGCUCAAGUUUGGGAACUUCAUGAAGACUUUGAGGUCAAUUUUAAGCGGAUUGAAAGAGGGACCAAGUGUAGCCGAAAUGGUGGAAAUUUUGGGCAAGGACAACACCAUCAGACGACUCCAGCAUUGCAUAAAACACAACAAAUGAGAUAAAUAUAUUUAAUAUCUUUCAUUGUAAUACAAUCAUAACAAAAAAGAUUAAAAAACUUAGUAAAAAAUUCAAUUUA
This is a messenger RNA of Tribolium castaneum (red flour beetle), 1644 nucleotides long. It is a transcript of the gene GluRS-m, whose product is annotated as Glutamyl-tRNA synthetase, mitochondrial. Bases 18 to 1565 code for a protein of 515 amino acids. Gene Ontology annotation, cellular component: mitochondrion. Lineage: Eukaryota; Metazoa; Arthropoda; Insecta; Coleoptera; Tenebrionidae. The record is from RefSeq and is a predicted model, not a curated record. Gene Ontology annotation, molecular function: tRNA binding; glutamate-tRNA ligase activity; ATP binding. Gene Ontology annotation, biological process: glutamyl-tRNA aminoacylation. The transcript is spliced from 7 exons.